Molecule: messenger RNA, 603 nt
Organism: Chanos chanos (milkfish)
Lineage: Eukaryota; Metazoa; Chordata; Actinopteri; Gonorynchiformes; Chanidae
Gene: ndufc2
Product: NADH:ubiquinone oxidoreductase subunit C2
Exons: 3
Coding region: 93-425 (110 amino acids)
Biological process (GO): mitochondrial electron transport, NADH to ubiquinone
Cellular component (GO): mitochondrial inner membrane; respiratory chain complex I
Source: RefSeq, a predicted model, not a curated record
CUAGGAGGUGAGAUGGAAUGCUAAUUCGAAACGUUUGAAGCCUACCGUCUUGUUUCGCCGGAUAGGAUUCAUUUUUAUUAGUAUCUGUUGAAAUGGGGCUUGUUCCUGACGAAGCCAAAGUUCUUCCCCCUCCUGGGAUUAUAAACAGAAAUUCCGUCUGGUUCGGUUUCACUGGAUGGUUGACAGCAGUGCUGCACAAUUCUCUUAACCGAAGGCCUCCCAUCAAAGCUGGAGUCCACCGACAGGUAUUAUUCACGACCAUUGGAUGGUUUCUGGGCUACCAUCUAACCAAGUAUGAAAAUUACACAUAUGCCCGACUGGACAGAGACAUGAAUGAAUACAUUAGACUGCAUCCGGAGGAUUUUCCAGAGAAAGAGAAGAAGACAUUUUCAGUGAUUACGGAGCCAUUUAAUCCUAUCCGUUGAAGUGACACAUGCGUGAAGAGUGUAUUUGGAAGUCUGAAUUCAUGCCAUUUGUUUGUUUAAUAUUCUCAGCGUGUUUAAGCUUCCAGUAAACUCUUUAAAAGAGUAUGUCUGAUGUAUAAAUAAGAUAUUCCCUUUAUUAUCUCGAACAAUGCUAAAUAAAACUGAUAAGAAGAUUAUA